Messenger RNA from Gossypium arboreum, 1464 nucleotides. RefSeq names its product heparanase-like protein 2. Bases 1 to 1464 code for a protein of 487 amino acids. The transcript is spliced from 9 exons. Gene Ontology annotation, cellular component: membrane; plant-type cell wall. The record is from RefSeq and is a predicted model, not a curated record. Gene Ontology annotation, molecular function: beta-glucuronidase activity. Lineage: Eukaryota; Viridiplantae; Streptophyta; Magnoliopsida; Malvales; Malvaceae.
AUGCAUAUUCGCCUAGUAAUAAUUGUUUCUGAUAUCGCUUUUACGCUAAAUGUGAACGUGGUGAUUCAAGGAUCAACACCAAUUGCUGAAACAGAUGAUAACUUCGUAUGUGCUACACUGGAUUGGUGGCCUACUGAAAAAUGCAACUAUAAUCAAUACCCUUGGGGAAAGGCUGGACUUUUAAAUUUGGAUUUGAAAAAGAAGGUUCUAAUAAAUGCAAUAAAAGCAUUCAAUUCUUUAAGAAUCAAAGUUGGUGGGUCGUUGCAAGAUCAAGUGAUGUACGGAGUAGGAGAAGUUAAAAAUUGCCCCAAUUUCAUGAAAAAAGAAGGCAGUUUAUUUGGGUUCUCUCAGGGGUGCCUUUCCAUGGAAAGAUGGGACAAACUGAAUAACUUUUUCAAUCAAACUGGAGUAAAAGUUACAUUCGGGUUGAAUGCUCUUCUCGGAAGAAACGAGUUACAAAGCGAAAAGGGUCUUUGGGCUGGCGACUGGAAUUCACAAAAUGCAAGGGAUUUCAUGAAGUAUACUAUUUCCAGGGGAUACAAAGUUGAUUCUUACGAAUUUGGAAAUCAACUCUCCGGAGCUGGGAUGGGCGCAAGGGUUGAGGCUGAACAAUAUGGAAAAGACGUAAUAGUACUUAAGAAUAUGGUGAAAGACUUACACCCAGACCCCAAAACUCAACCAAAGGUUCUAGGUCCUAGUGGUUUUUAUGACGAGAAAUGGUUAAAUGUCUUCCUAGAAGUUUCGGGACAAGGAUUUGUUGACGGAGUUACGCACCACAUCUACAAUCUUGGACCUGGUGAUGGUCUAAACUUGAUUACCAAGAUUCAAGAUCCCUCGUACUUGAAUCAAGUUGCCCAAACUUAUAGAGGUGUUUUUAAUAUUGUCAACAAGUAUUUUGAUCAAUUAGGAAUGGCUGCAACCUACAAUCACAAGGUUUUCUGCAGGCAAACUCUCAUCGGUGGAAAUUAUGCUUUACUUAACACUACAACAUUUAUUCCCAAUCCCGAUUACUACGGUGCGCUUCUAUGGCACCGGCUUAUGGGAAGUAUUGUACUUGCAGUAACUCAAGUGUCUAACCCGAAUUUGCGUGUAUAUGCUCAUUGUGCGAAGAAAAAGCAUGGGGUUUCUAUCAUUUUUAUCAACUUGUCAAAAGAUAGCUCGUUCGAUGUAACCCUUUCAAGUUACGAACAUCAUCGUCGUAAUUUGAGAUCCACGGCUGUUGCUAAGCCCAAUUUUGAAUUUAAGAGUCACCUGAAUAGGGAAGAGUAUCAUCUGACUGCAUUAGGUGGAGAUAUACAAGGUCAAAUCGUGUUGCUGAAUGACGUUCCAAUGGUUCCGACAGAUACAUUCGACAUUCCGGCGAUGGAUCCAAAGCUUGUCGAUGCUUCCACACCCAUCUCGAUUGCAGCUCAUUCCAUAGUCUACGUAACCAUCAGAGACUUUCAUGCCCCUGUCUCUGUUUAA